Messenger RNA from Rubroshorea leprosula, 414 nucleotides. The record is from the annotation of a GenBank genome assembly. NCBI's taxonomy places the organism in Eukaryota, Viridiplantae, Streptophyta, Magnoliopsida, Malvales, Dipterocarpaceae.
AUUCUUUCCCUUUCUCAUUUUUCUCUCUACUCUCCACGCUUCUCUUUCCUCCUUCCUCAUUUCCCUUUUCUUUCCUUUUUUUUUUUCUUUUUCUUUUCUUUUCUAGUUGGGGUUUAGAACCCAUAUUGGGAUUGGGGUGAAGAAGAAAAGAGAAAAUGCUGAGAACACCACUCCCAGUUGCAUCGUCUUCUUCUUUGACAUGUUGUCUUUCAGUUUGCAGACCUUCAAUGCGGUUGCCGUCUCCGAACUUCUCUUCUAUUCUCAUCAAUGGCGACAAUACCAGUGCCUCCAACAAUAACAAUCCUUCUCAAAGACUCGCUGUCUUUCAAUUUGGCACUGGUUAACAUGCCAACUGGGCACUUUCGUGACGGAAGGACCACUUGGGUUCUAAAAAAAUAAAGUUUAAGGACAGUU